Molecule: messenger RNA, 1766 nt
Organism: Siniperca chuatsi (mandarin fish)
Lineage: Eukaryota; Metazoa; Chordata; Actinopteri; Centrarchiformes; Sinipercidae
Gene: alkbh2
Product: alkB homolog 2, alpha-ketoglutarate dependent dioxygenase
Exons: 4
Coding region: 288-1079 (263 amino acids)
Biological process (GO): DNA repair
Source: RefSeq, a predicted model, not a curated record
GUAUUGAGCAAAACACAGAGCUGGUGAGGAGCGUGCAGCUGGAGGUGAAACUGGCUUUAGAAACCGUCGACAGAGUAGUACAAACAUCGUGCUGUGAUGGCUGUGAGCGCCACUUUGAGUAACAAACAAGAACACAGACAGUGGCGCUCGUGAACGCAGCUUGGAUUAUGCUGAACGUGUCGCGGGAAACGACAAAUCCUUUACUGUGAAAAACUCCUACAAGUACACUGUCCUAAAAAAUCCUAAAAUUAAGCUACUCAGAGCGCCGCAGACAACAGGUUGCUGCAAUGGAAAAGUUUGUGGUUCAAGGACAAAAUAAACGGUCCUGCGUCAGUGAUGCAAGAAGUCCACAGAAGAAGAUCAAACUGGAGAGUGAUGAGAGGAUGAAGCAGCAGGAGGAGGAGGAUGAUGAGGAAGAUGAACAUGCCGCUUUAGCAGAGUUCUCUCAACCUGUUCCCUGGCAAAAAAUAGAGGCAGAGGGACUAGACUGUGAUUACGCUCUGCUGUUCUCCAAAGAGGAAGCAGACCACCUUUUUAAACAGCUGGAGGAGGAGGUGGUGUACUCAACAGGGGAAGAAGCAAAGGUCCGGGUGUUUGGAAAGGUGUACAAUAUACCAAGAAAGCAGGCCACAUAUGGAGACGCAAGUCUAGCCUACACUUACUCUCGGGUGACACGUUUAGCCUGCCCGUGGACUCCAACCUUGGAAUAUAUUCGGGAUGCUGUCACAAAAACAACUGGACAAAUAUUUAACUUUGUUUUGGUCAACAGGUACAAAGACGGGCAGGAUCACAUGGGUGAGCAUCGGGAUGACGAGAAGGAGCUGGACCCCCUCUGUCCCAUCGCCUCUGUCUCUCUGGGAGCAGCACGAGACUUUAUCUUCCGGCAUAGAGAUGCUCGGGGAAAACAGAGACGCCGACAGAUUGAACCUGUGAAGUUGGAGCUCGCUCAUGGAAGCCUGCUCCUCAUGAACCCACCGACCAACACUCUCUGGUAUCAUAGCCUUCCUGCUCGCAAGAAGAUUUUCGUACCUCGUAUCAACCUCACCUUUAGACGCAUCCUACUGGACAGAAAGAAAUGACCAAGCUUGUAUUAUCAACCGGGCCAAUGGGGCCAGUGCCUAAGAAACAUUUGACUAAGGGGCCCCAAUUUAGGUUGAAUGGAGGACAAGCCCUACUUGCUGUCCUUGGAGAAAAAAUAAAAAUAUCACAAAUCUAAAAUGUGUCUGUUAACGUAGCAGCUGAAUCUGAGUGACUAAAUGACAGCACAAGGUGAAAUAGGUGAUGACUGCCAACUGGGACACUGGAGAAUAAGCACAUUUUACAGUGAAUCAAAACUCUGACUGACUCAAGUUCAAACUACCACUUCAGCUGCAUUUCAAAAAGUCCUUUGAGCAUCAAAGUUCAUUCUUGACCAUGGAAAUAUGUUUGACCAAAAAAAAAAAAAACCUUAACUCAAGGUCAGUUUACUAGAUUUUUCCAAAGCUUUAAACCCCAUCUCAAGGUCUUUAUAAAUUGAAAUUAUGUAAUUUAUUUAUUCUUGUGAAACAUGUAUCUCUUAUCUCUAUAGAAGAGUUAGUUUAGUUUGAAACCCUUCAGUGAGAACCGCACGCUUGGUCAGCUUACAGAAAAUUCUUAGAUCUGGUAGAGAUUCAGUGUUUUGGACACUUCAGGAAGUGGGUGCUUGAUUUUAGGAAUGUCUACCGGCACACAAUCUCAAAAGUAGCAAAUAUUUAUCUUGCUCUAAAAAAAUAAAACUCUAAAGUGCA